ACUUUGCUCAUCUCGGUCCUGUUUAAUAAUCUUGAAACAGUUAGAGGUGGAAUUCAGGGUACGAUUCUUGGUGUCACAAAGGGAAGAGACAUUGAAAGGUUCUGGCUUGCUUACUGUUUAAUUUCUUGCUUCAUUAAAGCUAUUUAGCGAAAAAAUAAGUGGUGUUGAAGGAACGAAACUAGAUGACGAAUUUCUUGACAUGGAAAGGAAAAUAGAUAUUACCAAUAAAGCUGUUGCAGAAAUUCUUUCGAAAGCCACAGAAUAUCUUCAGCCAAAUCCAGCAUACAGAGCUAAGCUAGGAAUGCUGAACACUGUGUCGAAGAUUCGAGGGCAGGUGAAAACCACUGGCUACCCACAGACAGAAGGCUUGCUGGGCGACUGCAUGCUCAAGUAUGGGAAGGAGCUCGGGGAAGGCUCCACGUUUGGCAAUGCAUUGAUAGAAGUUGGUGAAUCCAUGAAGCUAAUGGCUGAGGUUAAAGACUCUCUUGAUAUUAAUGUAAAGCAAACUUUUAUCGAUCCACUUCAGUUACUCCAAGACAAAGAUCUAAAAGAGAUUGGGCACCACCUGAAAAAGCUGGAAGGCCGCCGCCUGGAUUAUGAUUAUAAAAAGAAGCGAGUAGGUAAGAUACCAGAUGAAGAAGUCAGACAAGCGGUAGAAAAAUUUGAAGAGUCAAAGGAGUUGGCUGAAAGAAGCAUGUUUAAUUUUUUAGAAAAUGAUGUAGAACAAGUCAGCCAGUUGGCCGUGUUUAUAGAGGCAGCUUUAGACUAUCACAAACAGUCCACAGAGAUUCUGCAGGAGCUCCAGAGCAAGCUGCAGAUGCGAAUAUCAGCUGCAUCCAGUGUUCCCAAACGAGAGUAUAAGCCACGGCCCAUAAAAAGGAGUCCUAGUGAGCUCAAUGGGGUGUCCACCACCGCAUCAGCCAAGACCACAGGUUCUAACGUUGCCAUGGACCAGCCCUGCUGUCGUGGUCUCUAUGAUUUUGAGCCAGAAAACCAAGGAGAACUAGGAUUUAAAGAAGGAGACGUCAUUACAUUAACCAAUCAAAUAGAUGAAAACUGGUAUGAAGGAAUGCUACACGGGGAAUCUGGAUUCUUCCCCAUUAAUUAUGUUGAAGUGAUCGUGCCUUUACCUCAGUAAAUGUGUGACUCAAACUUUGGACCUACUUUCGUAACUGAAAUGAAUUCACACCAGUGUUUCCUCAGUGUGGUGUUCUGUGACAUCCUUGCUCUUUGACCAACUUAAUGACUUUUGUAUGUGUGUUCUCUUUAUAAUGUAUUUUGUAUCAGUUUAAUUUGUAUAAACGAUUUUCUUGUCUUAGCGACAUGGAACUAUAGUUUUCUCGUUUGCUUACCGUCCUAAAAGUCACCGGUUAAAUAAAUGUAUGUGCUUCUUGUUGCUAAAAAUAAAUCGCAGUUAUGUUCAUGAAUUGCCCAUUUAUAUCGCUCAGCUGCAACGGAAUGCAAAAUUGGAAACUUAAGAAAUGCUAAAUAUUUUGUUUCCUGACAUUCUGAUGUCAUCUGGUCUCCCCUUGUGUCUUAGCUGACCUGUGAAUAGCCCAAUAAAUAUGACACAUCAUGUUGGCAAAA
This is a messenger RNA of Canis lupus familiaris (dog), 1587 nucleotides long. RefSeq names its product SH3 domain containing GRB2 like 3, endophilin A3 (gene SH3GL3). The coding region runs from base 200 to 1138 and encodes 312 amino acids. NCBI's taxonomy places the organism in Eukaryota, Metazoa, Chordata, Mammalia, Carnivora, Canidae. The transcript is spliced from 10 exons. Gene Ontology annotation, cellular component: presynapse; glutamatergic synapse; cytoplasm. Gene Ontology annotation, biological process: endocytosis; synaptic vesicle uncoating. Gene Ontology annotation, molecular function: protein binding. The record is from RefSeq and is a predicted model, not a curated record.